AUGACCACCGAGAAUGAUGGACGCUCUAAAGAGGCUGUUGUAGUUGAAAACAUCACAAAAGUCCACAGAAUAAUUUUGGGUGACAGCAAAGUGAAGUUGAUUGAGGUAGCUGAGGUUCUAAAGAUAUCAAAGGCACGUGUUGGAAUACUAUGGUUUGUUAUAAUAGCCGUAGCCCUUGGACUGUCCAUUCAUUAUAUCUUGGAACUAUAUUACAAAUACGAGGAGAAUCCAUUCAUCGUCAACCUGGCAACUAGAGAAUCUCCAAUAUACACUAUACCAUUCCCAGCAGUGACCAUUUGUCCAGUGGUCAAAACUGAGAAGGAAACCUUCAACUAUACCAGGGUUGUGCAUAAGAUUUGGAACAAUGAAUCAUUGACAAGGGAAGAAUCGAUGAACGCCCAAUACUUAUCUUUAUUGUGCGAUAGCAUAGAUGGCUCUUACAAAGACCAACUUCCCCAAAACGAAACAUUUACAGAGGAGUUCUUUGGUCAGCUAGAUUACCUAAAACCAAUUCAGAGUAGCAUAUUUUUCAUAUGUCUAUUCAUGGGAAAGGAUGUCGAUUGUCGAGAUAUAUUAGUCCCAGUAGUACUAGACGAUGGAAUUUGUUAUACAUUCAACAUGUUGAACAGGGAAGAUAUAUACAAAAAAGAUAUUGUUCAUUAUGACGACUACCUCCAGAAUAAAAUGAAGCCCAACUGGACUAUCGACGGAGGAUACCCCAAAAGCACGGGGAGUGACACAUACCCUAGAAGGGCUCUACUGGCUGGUGCUGACAGCGCUUUAGACAUAUUCAUGUUACAACCAUCUGAAGAUACGGAUUACCUCUGCCUCAAUGAUGCACCUGGAUAUAGUGUUGUACUCCAUACACCACACACAGUUCCUCAGCUAAAGAAACAUUCGCACUUGGUCCCUCUGGACACCUCGGUUCAGAUCGUAGUUCAACCGAAAAUGAUGACCACAUCGAAAGAAGUUAAGAAUUACAGACCUUCCGUUCGACAGUGUUAUUUCUCUGAUGAAAGGUUCUUGAAGUACUUCAAUAUUUAUACACCAGAUAAUUGCAGAUUGGAAUGUUUGACGAACUAUACGUUGAACAUGUGCGGUUGUGUGAAUUUUUACAUGCCUAGAACCAACUCGACUAAAAUUUGUGGCAAUGGAAAAUUGAAAUGUAUGGAUGAAGCUGAGUAUGAGAUGAAGGAGAAAGAAGUAGAGAUCAUGCUGGAAAAAAGCAGUGACCUAAAUUCAGCUUGUAACUGCAUGCCGCUCUGUACAGAUCUCAGUUACGACGUUGAAACAGCUCGAACAAAAUUUCUUUGGAGAGAGCAGUUUAGAGCAGAGAAAAAGGUCGCUGAGGACUUAGAUUCGCAGAAAA
This is a messenger RNA of Leptinotarsa decemlineata (Colorado potato beetle), 1369 nucleotides long. Its product is annotated as pickpocket protein 28. Gene Ontology annotation, biological process: sodium ion transmembrane transport. The record is from RefSeq and is a predicted model, not a curated record. Gene Ontology annotation, cellular component: plasma membrane. Gene Ontology annotation, molecular function: ligand-gated sodium channel activity. Lineage: Eukaryota; Metazoa; Arthropoda; Insecta; Coleoptera; Chrysomelidae.